This is a messenger RNA of Baudoinia panamericana UAMH 10762, 1455 nucleotides long. RefSeq lists its product as uncharacterized. NCBI's taxonomy places the organism in Eukaryota, Fungi, Ascomycota, Dothideomycetes, Mycosphaerellales, Teratosphaeriaceae. Gene Ontology annotation, molecular function: transmembrane transporter activity. The annotation marks the transcript as partial. Gene Ontology annotation, biological process: transmembrane transport. The transcript has 2 exons. The record is from RefSeq and is a predicted model, not a curated record.
CCCUACAGCAUCUUCAGCCACAAAGCGAAGAUGUUCAUCGUUGUAGCAGUCUCCAUUUCGUCCCUCAUAUCGCCUUUCGGCGCUACAACCUUCUACCCGGCGCUCAACGUGUUGGCUGAAGACCUGCACGUGACGCCGAGUUUGAUCAACCUGUCCCUUACGACCUACAUGAUAGCCCAAGCCAUUGCGCCGUCGCUGAUAGCGGGCAUGUCUGACAACAGCGGUCGUCGACUUUCAUACAUCGUCUGCUUCGUCAUCUUUGGUGUGGCCAACAUCGGCCUCGCGUUGCAGACCAGCUACGCCGCAUUACUGGUCUUGCGGAUGGUGCAAGCGUUCGGAUGCAGUGCGGCCAUUGCUAUGUCAUCUGCAGUGGUGGCUGAUAUCGCGACCUCAGCGGAGCGAGGCAAGUACAUGGGGUAUGCGACGGCAGGCCUGCUGUUUGGCCCGGCGUUCGGGCCCACCAUUGGAGGCCUGUUCGCACAGUAUCUGGGCUGGAGGUGGACCUUUUGGUUUCUGGUGAUCUUCUCCGGAUCGUUGCUUCUUCUAUUUGUGUUCUUCUUCCCGGAAACAUGCCGAAACGUCGUCGGAAACGGGUCCAUACCAGCAAGAGGCGUCAACCAGUCUGUCCUCGGUUAUCUGCAACAACGGCGGCACGCCCGGGAGAUGACAGCACACCCGGAAUUAGAGGCUGCCGAGGAGGCAGCGGACGAGAAGAUGACGAAGAAGCGUGGCUUCGCUUUUCCAAACCCGCUCCUGACCUUCAAAAUCCUGGGCGAAAAGGAAAGCUGCAUAGUGUUACUGUAUAAUGGCUUCUUCUUCACGGGCAUGAUUGGUCUCGCUACACCGGCACUCUCCGAGCUCUAUACAGAGAUUUAUCAUCUGAACACGCUCGAUCUCGGCUUGUGCUAUAUUGCCAUGGGAAUGGGGAGCUUGGUCUCGGCUCUAACGAUGGGCCAUGCAGUUGACUGGAACUUCCGAAGACACGCCAAGCGUUUGGGUAUAGUCAUCAAUAAAGGCAGACAGCUGGAUCUGCGUAACUUUCCGAUUGAAAAAGUACGCUUGGAGGUCGUCGUGCCAGGGCACAUCGUCGGUACGAUCGGGUUUCUCAUCUUUGGUUGGACGCUGAAGUUCGAGACGAGCCUUGCAGGUCCCGAGAUUGCCAUGUUCAUGAUCGGAUUCGGUGUCUCAACUGCCUUCAACUUGACGAAUACUCUGCUGAUCGAUCUGCACCGAGACAGUCCCGCGACAGCGACUGCUGCGGUGAACUUUGUUCGCUGCCUAAUGUCGGCGGUUGGCGCGGCAGUCAUCAUACCGAUGUGUCAUGCGAUGAACCCCGGCUGGGCUUUCACAUUUAUAUCGCUACUGUAUGUGGCACUCAUAGCGAUGGUGUUCUUGUUAAUGGCCAAGGGUCAGAAAUGGCGUACUGAGGCGGCCGAUAGAAAGGCUGCGAAGGAU